Molecule: messenger RNA, 2186 nt
Organism: Hypanus sabinus (Atlantic stingray)
Lineage: Eukaryota; Metazoa; Chordata; Chondrichthyes; Myliobatiformes; Dasyatidae
Product: leucine-rich glioma-inactivated protein 1-like
Exons: 8
Coding region: 142-1770 (542 amino acids)
Molecular function (GO): protein binding
Source: RefSeq, a predicted model, not a curated record
UGAACACAGUUCAGUUGCAGUUCCACUGUGCUGUUAAGCAGGAGAGAGUUUCAGCUUCAGACAAGAAGGGGGUUACGGAUCAAACCAGUUCAUGAGCUGGGAUAUCAUUUGGCGCGAUUGCCAUCAAGUGUGUAUAGAAGAAUGGGAAAUCGAAAUAGAAACGCAAAAUGGUGUUCCUUGCUCCUGUGGAUGAUCUACUUAUGGCUCUUAACUGAAGCAAAGAAGGCGGUAAAAUGUCCUGCAGGAUGCACUUGCUCGAAGGACAAUGCUUUGUGUGAAAAUAGAAAAUCUAUUCCCCGCAGUUUUCCCUCUGGUGUGGUCUCCUUAUCAUUUGUGAAGUCUGGAUUCAGUGAAAUCCCAGAAGGCAGCUUCUUACUCAUGCCGUCUCUGCAGCUGCUCCUGUUCACUUCCAACUCAUUUGAUACUGUUGGUGAUGAUGCCUUCCUUGGUCUCUCUCAGCUUGAGUAUUUGUUUGUAGAAAACAAUAAAAUCCAGUCCAUCUCCAGGUAUGCUUUUAGAGGACUUAAAUCUCUUAUUCACCUAAGCUUGGCAAAUAACAACCUUCAAACACUUCCAAAGGAUGUAUUCAAAGGGCUGGAUGCUUUGACUAACGUAGAUCUUAGAGGGAAUUCUUUUCACUGUGACUGCAAACUGAAGUGGCUGGUGGAAUGGUUAAGCAGCACAAAUGCAACGGUUGAUCAGAUCUACUGUGCCAGUCCGGUGGAGUAUCAGGGUCGUAAAAUUAAUAACCUUUCACUGAAGGAAUUUGACUGCAUAACAACAGAGUUUGCUGUGGAUCAAAUUUUACAAUUUCAGUCUCUUUCGAUAGAAGCCUUUACCUUCAUGAAUGAUGCCAAUGUCGUCAUUGCACAGCCUGCUGUGGGAAAGUGUAGCUUUUUUGAAUGGGAUCACGUGGAGAUGGUUUUCAGAAACUAUGACAACAUUAUUGGGAGCUCCACUGUGUUCUGCAAGCCACUGAUUAUUGAUGACCAACUAUUUAUUAUUAUGGCCCAGUUAUUUGGUGGCUCUCACAUCUAUAAGAGGGAUAGUUUUGCCAACAAGUUCAUCAAGAUGCAAGAUGUAGACAACAUUAAAAUCAGGAAACCGAAUGACAUUGAGACAUUCAAAAUAGAAGGAGAAUGGUACUUUGUUAUAGCAGACACAUCAAAGGCUGGAUCAACGACAGUGUAUAAGUGGAAUGGAAAUGGAUUCUACUCUCAUCAAAGUCUGCAUUCAUGGUUCAGAGACACUGAUGUGGAGUACCUUGAAAUAGCUAAUAAGCCACACUUAAUCUUGUCAAGUAGCUCCCAGCGUCCUGUCAUAUUCCAGUGGAACAAAAACCAGAAGCAGUUUGUGUGGCGCACAGAUAUUCCAGAGAUGGAGGACGUGUAUGCAGUGAAACAUUUUGUAGUCAAGGAUGAUCUCUACAUUUGCCUUACCAGGUUCAUAGGAGACUCCAAGCUGAUGAAAUGGGAAGCCUCCAGAUUUGUGGAAAAGCAGACCUUUCCGUCUCGUGGUGCCAUGGUUUUUCAGCCUCUCCAAAUAAAUGGCUGGCAGUAUGCCAUUCUUGGCAGUGAUUACUCCUUCACCCAAGUCUACCGCUGGGAAACCAAGAAAAACAAAUUUGUGAAAUUCCAGGAACUUAACAUACAAGCUCCACGGUCAUUUACAUUUGUGUUGACAGACAAUCGUGAGUUCAUGUUCAGUUCAAGUUUCAAAGGAAACACACUAAUAUAUAAACAUGUCACUAUUGACUUAAGCACAAUAUGAAAAAACACAAAUAUAUUUAAAGAUUAUUAAAAUGACAUCUUAAAGUUUGUUUUGGGUAAUAAUAUGUACAUGAACAUGAUGAUGCAUGAUUUCUCAUUGUUCUGCGAUGAAUGCCAUCAGGUUCUGGUUUCCUAGGAAAGAUAUUUCUAUUCCAUGUUCACUUUCCCCAUUUUGAUCAUAUUAGACAUAGUGGUUUCUGAACUCUAUGAUAUGGUAAGCAAUUAACUGCUGUAUUUUGCUGACACAAGCUGUAAAUAUUAAUCAUAUCUGUUCUUACAACAAAUAUUGAGAUGUACAUUCUCAUUUAUUUAUUCUACUGAAUGAACAAUCUGCCAAAUAAAACCUUUACAUUUUUGUGCUGUUUUUAAUGAAAUUUAUUUUCAACAAUUAAUUCCUUAAAGAAUAUUCUUUUUAUA